Messenger RNA from Hyaena hyaena (striped hyena), 1235 nucleotides. Its product is annotated as heterogeneous nuclear ribonucleoprotein A1-like. The transcript has a single exon. Lineage: Eukaryota; Metazoa; Chordata; Mammalia; Carnivora; Hyaenidae. The record is from RefSeq and is a predicted model, not a curated record. Bases 37 to 1152 code for a protein of 371 amino acids. Gene Ontology annotation, molecular function: RNA binding.
GGAAGUAUCGAUAAAGUCUCCCCUCCCAUCGCCGUCAUGUCUAAGUCAGAGUCUACCAAAGAGCCCGAACAGCUGCGGAAGCUUUUCAUCGGAGGUUUGAGCUUUGAAACAACUGAUGAGAGUCUGAGGAGCCAUUUUGAGCAAUGGGGAACGUUUACGGACUGUGUGGUAAUGAGAGAUCCAAACACCAAGCUCUCCAGAGGCUUUGGGUUUGUCACCUAUGCCACUGUGGAGGAGGUGGACGCGGCCAUGAAUGCAAGGCCACACAAGGUGGAUGGAAGAGUUGUGGAGCCAAAGACGGCUGUCUCGAGAGAAGAUUCUACAGGACCUGGUUUCCACCUAACUGUGAAAAAGAUUUUUGUCAGUGGCAUUAAAGAAGACACUGAAGAACAUCAUCUAAGAGAUUAUUUUGAACAGUAUGGGAAAAUUGAAGUGAUAGAAAUCAUGACUGACCGAGGCAGUGGCAAAAAGAGAGGCUUUGCUUUUGGAACAUUUGAUGACCAUGACUCUGUAGACAAGAUUGUCAUUCAAAAAUACCAUACUGUGAACGGCCACAACUGUGAAGUAAGGAAGGCUCUGUCUAAACAAGAGAUGGCUAGUGCUUCCUCCAGCCAAAGAGGUCGAAGUGGUUCUGGAAACUUCGGUGGUGGUCGUGGAGGUGGUUUUGGUGGGAAUGACAACUUUGGUCGUGGAGGAAACUUCAGUGGGCGUGGUGGCUUUCGUGGCAGUCGAGGUGGUGGUGGAUAUGGUGGCAGUGGGGAUGGCUAUAACGGAUUUGGUAACGAUGGUGGUUAUGGAGGAGGCAGCCCUGGUUACUCUGGAGGAAGCAGAGGCUAUGGAAGUGGUGGACAGGGUUAUGGAAACCAGGGCAGUGGCUAUGACGGGAGUUGCAGCUAUGACAGCUAUAACAACGGAGGAGGUGGAAGCGGCUUUGGCGGUGGUAGUGGAAGCAACUUUGGAGGUGGUGGAAGCUAUAAUGAUUUUGGCAAUUACAACAAUCAGUCUUCAAAUUUUGGACCCAUGAAAGGAGGAAAUUUUGGAGGCAGAAGCUCUGGCCCCUAUGGUGGUGGAGGCCAAUACUUUGCCAAACCACGAAUCCAAGGUGGCUAUGGCGGUUCCAGCAGCAGCAGUAGCUAUGGCAGAAGGUUUUAAAUACUGCCAGGAAACAGAGCUUAGCAGGAGAGGAGAGCCAGAGAAGUGACAGGGAAGCUACAGGUUACAACAGAUUUGUGAAC